Plectropomus leopardus (leopard coralgrouper) is the source of this 3563-nucleotide messenger RNA. It is a transcript of the gene tmem132a, whose product is annotated as transmembrane protein 132A. Lineage: Eukaryota; Metazoa; Chordata; Actinopteri; Perciformes; Serranidae. The record is from RefSeq and is a predicted model, not a curated record.
GCAAAGUUUUUUGUUUUUUUUAUUCUUGUUAGAAGCAUUGGUGUGAUUCUGAGUGAGGACAGAGGGAGCAACCUGCUUAAAAAUGCCUCGAUGGAAAGAUGUAAUCUGGAGCUGAAACAGACUGAUACAGGUCUGUAGUGAUGGCAGAUGUCAGCUGGGCCGGCAUGUGGUGGAGUAGAAGAGUGAGCACCCUGCUGUUCUUUUGGAUUUUCAUAGUAGUCCCUCCAUCCCUCCUGCAGCUCCCUCUCCCUCUCUCCCUGCCGGUCCACAUGUCAGUUGUCCCUCCAUCCUGGCACUUCCUCCCUCUGUCUCAGGCAGAGCUGGGCCCUCUUUUCUCCAACUCCAGUCCCUUCUCCUUCUCCCAGAGCUUGUUCAUGGUGCCCCUCCCCGGCCGACCCCUAAGACCAGGCCUCCAGGCUUCAUUUGGCCCUUACUCAGUUACACAGCUCAUAUCAGAGCCUGUCCUCCCUCACUCUCCCCUUCUGUCCGCCUCCCUCCUCUCAGAGCAUGUGGAGAGAGAGCGCGAUAAGGACGGACAGAAGAGGUUUAGGGUGAGGAUACUGUUCCACAAGCGGGGCGACACCAACACCCGAGGGACCUGCAUCACCCUGCAUGCCUUCAAGGAGACAGAGGAGCACAAGGCCUCGUGUAUCACACAGCCUCCUCUAGGGCUGUGCGUGGUAACUCUGACCUUGCCCAAUGACUGGUUUGAGGAUCAACACGCCAACCAGUUGAAUCAGGAUUUAGACAACGGGCACAAUAACAUCCAGCCUCGUCGUCGGGUGCAGAAGCGGGAACGGCAGCGGAGGGGAUAUCAGCAAGGCAACCUUGUCAACCACCAGCGUAUAACUUCCCCGUCACUGAGAUACCAUCCAGGCACUGAAGGAGACAAACCGGGGGAUGUCCCGUGGUUCCUCAGAUACCGACGGGUUCCCAUGAGAAACCAGAUUCAGCUUUACUACUCCUUCUCCGACACAGUGGCCGACCUAAAGCUGACACCGCCACGGUGUGUUGAGGACAGAGCCGAUCAGUCCCAGAGGCAGCUCAUUCAUAUCAAAGCAGUGACGCUGAAAGAGGAGCAGACAGAAAGAGAGCAGAGCAGGACCAAAGAAGAAGAAACCUGUUUGAACGGGCAGGAAGAGAAGGAGCUUAGCUUGGACUCCCAGGUCAUAAUUCGCUAUCACAGGGGCCCGACCCUGAUAGGACAGCCUAUCAAAGUGUCUAUAAACCUGAGAGCCAACUUCACUGCUGAGUUUGUUGUCAUAAGGCUGAAGGUGAAGAAAGGCUUGGUGUCAAUGGUGGCCCAGAGGACUCUGACCUCUGACCUUUGGUCAGUGACCCUGGAGAAAAGCCAAGGCACCAAACACGACGUGGUGUCCAUCGUCUGUCACAAACACAGCUCACUCAAAUACAUACACAAUCCCACUUCACUCCAGCAGGUAUUGUGUCUGUCGGUCGACGGUCUGAGACAGAGCUUCGGUGUUGCCAUGACGGUGUCUGCCAGCUGGUGGGUGGAGUACUCGGGGCGUAGUAACCACCUGUCACCACACGGAGCAGCAGUGAGCACCUUCUCGUUUGCUGAUCGACAUAUUUUUGGCAUCGCUCCCAUUACAGAGAGUAACACCAUCAUCAACACAGCCAUACUGACCAACCAGCCAGUGUCACUUCCUGUCAUUGUGUUGGCUAUAAACCACGACGGGAAGGUGUCAGAUGUCACCUCUGCAGUCACAUGCCACUCUACCAACGAGAAUACUGUCAAGGUGUCCAGCGACUGCUCAACCCUCUUUGUGGACGGCAGUGAGUCAGGUUUGGGUGACACCUGUGCAGUGGUGGAGUUUCAACUGGGUGUGCUCAGUGGCUCUGUGUGUGUGGAGGUGUGGGCUCCUUCAGUGCCCCUGCGAGUGUCCUUGGCAGACCCCGUUCUCAAUGUCAUCGAUGGCUGGAACCGAUUCACAAAGAAAGGGUGCGUGCCAGUGUAUCAACGCUCCUCAAUCCAGGUCCUGACUCAGUUCACUGCUAAGGACUCUCAGAGCAGAACCACUCACCUCCUGGGCUCAUCUGACUGGUUUGUGGAUGUGACGGAGCUGGUUCGUAACUGGCUGAGGGUAGAGGACUCUCACGUGGCUAUGCUUGGCACCCGCAAUGACCUGAUUGGUUUGCGACCAGGAAAGACAUCACUCUAUGUUGUCUCUGAGCAGUGGGAUGGUGCAUUGGGCAGAUGUGACGUCACUGUGAGCUCUGACCCUGUAACUCCAGGGGACUUGUCCGUGCAGGUGGUCAGUGGCCUCGGCAUGUCACUCAAAGCUAGCCCCACCCACCCCUCCAUCGUCACAACAACAGUCACGGCCUACAACAUCCUGUACAACCAUCACCAGGAGGCCUCCAUCAGCGUCUGGCUCCAGUUCAGUGACGACACCGCCUCCCUCCUCUCCUCCUUCAGCGAUCUUCCCUUUCUACUGCGUCUCUCCUCACUGGCUGAGACCGUGGUUGUGGUGACGCCCGGCCCUAGCCAGCGCAUCUUUGCCCAGGGCGAUGGAGGUGGGCCUUUACUGCUCGCAGAACUUCUGGUUUCAACCUGCACUGAUCAGCCGGUAACCUCCAACUCUAUCAGUGAAGAUGACAGGGAUUGGACUGACACCGGAGGAGAAGGAGGAGGCGGGACCAGAAGGCUGGCGAGAGGAUCUGGUUGGAUAAGAGUCAACCUGGAUCUGGGCUUCCUGCAGCCAGUAGGGGACGAGGAUGAGGAAGGUGAAAAGUUUGACUUUGACUUUUCAGACACGCUGGUUGAGUCGGACAGUGACGUCUAUGCAUCAAACUUUGAUGAGGAUGAAAGUGAGAAUGUGAGCAGCGAAUACUUCGACAAAAUCAGUGGGAAGCGAAACUGGAACGAGGUGGGCAAUGGAGGGAUGGUCAGUCAGAACAACCUGGAAAGAGCCGUGCUGAUGCCAAGCCAGGAGGAGGGCGCUGUGUACUUCUCCCCGAGUCAGGAGAAAGAAGGAGAGAGGAGAGAGGAGGAGGAGGAGGAAGGACAGGGAGCUCGAGAGCUGGAGCUGGGUGUUGGAGCUGUCCUGUCUCUGCUCGGUCUCUCUGCUGUCCUCUUCCUGGCAAACUGUCUGCCCUGCGCCCUGCGAGACAGACGGACAAAGAUGGAAGAUGAGAUGGAUGGAGAACUAGAGGGAGGUUCAAAUGGAGAAGAGGAAGAAGUGAGAAAGAAAAAUGAGGAAGAGGACAGAAAGGCAGACCAGAGGAAGAGGGCAGAAGAUGAAAACAACGUAAAGCAGCAGCAUGCGGCGAACAUUAAAGAGGAUGUUAAACAAAUAGAGAUCAUCUGCUGAGACAUUCGAGUCUGAUCUGAACUUCAGCGCAAAUCUGAGCUUACGAGGAACAUGACGUGACGUCACUUUAAUAGGAUGAUAAUCACCCUAGUACAAUAUAACACUACCAGACAAACCACAGCAUCACUCUUAUAGACAGUUUGUGAUCGCUCUGCUCAAUAUUUAUUUGUUACCCGCAAUGAUAUCACUUUUAUUUUGGAAAUUUGCUGGGAAAGUUUGCUGCAAAUG